GCUUCCAGAUACUUCUGCAAGACAACAGGGCAGCACGCUGGGUGGCUGCUGAAAUGGACGUUUAACCCUCCCUUUGCUGCGUCUCUGCUGGAAGUGGGUUUCCGCCUGGGGUCUUCACUAGUCUUGCCCUUUGGUUCUGUUAGAGCGCAUCAGAAAGAGACCAGCCUCUGCUUCACGCCAUCAUCUCAAAAGAGGGCACCCCAGCCAGUGCAAAGAAAUGACUACUCUCUAAGAUGUCCACCAUGGCAAACAGGAAAUGCCAAAGCACCACGGCGACCAUGCUGGAUCACCGGACAAGAGCCUGCCCUGCUUCUCCUCAUGGCCAAGCAGCUGAAAAGGCCAAAAGUACUUUGCCCGGGGAAGACUAUGUGGAGAAGGUGAUGGACGCGGUAACAGUUGGUCCAGGUAGCUUUCCCCCAGUCGACCCCGAGCAUAUCGAUAACAGCGCAGAUGGGGACUCUAGUUCGGAUUAUGUCAACAACACUUCGGAGGAGGAGGAUUACGAUGAAGGACUUCCAGAGGAGGAAGAAGGAAUCACCUACUAUAUUCGAUAUUGUCCGGAGGAUGACAGUUACCUGGAAGGAAUGGACUGCAACGGGGAAGAAUACGUCCCCCAAGAAGAGCAUCACGUAGAGACGGACGAAUGCCAGGAAGCUAUUGAGGAAGGAGAAUGGGUGGAGACCAAAAUUCAGCACCAGGACAACGUGGCCGAAGCGGUGGGCUACCACGAAGGCUGCAUCCAGAUUUUGGAAAGCGAGGUGGCCUGUUUAGAAAUCCAGGAUCAAGAUGAGAGCAUCCAGUAUUGCCAUCCUGAUGAAGGGGGUUACUACUCCCCGGAAGCCAACGGCAACUCCCGCCGGAUGUCCCCUUACCAUGGCAGGAACGAAGAGGGGGACUUGGAAGAGCAGGAAGAAGACAUCGACCAGAUCGUGGCGGAGAUCAAGAUGAGUAUGAGUAUGAACAGCAUCAAUAGCGCAUCGGAAAUGAGCCCGGAGCAUGAUGGGACUGAAAAUGUACUCAAUGACUAUGCAGAGACGUGUCCCAAGGGAGAGCCUGGACACGCGGCCAGUCGGCAUCUGGGGCGGCCCAAGUCCUUGAACAUCCCUCCAGCCUCCAAGCAACUCGGAGAUGCCCCAAGAGGCUUCAAAACCAAGUCCAAGACUCCAGAUGACAGGCAGACCUGGCCACAAGAACAGGUAUGCAAUGGCUUAGAACAACCCAGGAAGCAACAACGCUGUGAUCUCAAUGGGCCGAUCGACAACAAUAAUAUGCCAGAGACCAAGAAGGUUCCGUCUUUCCCGAGCUUUGUUGAUGUUCCAGGUCCUUGCGAGCCUGAGGACCUCAUUGAUGGCAUCAUCUUUGCAGCCAAUUACUUGGGUUCUACCCAGUUGCUCUCCGAACGCAACCCUUCCAAAAACAUCCGGAUGAUGCAAGCCCAAGAAGCAGUGAGCCGUGUCAAGAGGAUGCAAAAGGCAGCUAAAAUCAAGAAAAAAGCGACGUCUGAAGGGGAUGUCCAUGCUUUGACAGAGGUGGACCUGUUCAUCUCCACCCAGAGGAUUAAAGUUCUUAAUGCAGACACCCAGGAAACCAUGAUGGACCAUGCGCUGCGCACCAUCUCUUACAUCGCUGACAUUGGCAACAUUGUGGUCCUGAUGGCCCGCCGUCGAAUGCCUCGGUCAGCAUCCCAGGAUUGCAUCGAGACGACCCCCGGGGUGCAAGAAGGGAAGAAACAGUACAAGAUGAUCUGCCACGUUUUCGAAUCCGAGGAUGCCCAGCUGAUAGCUCAAUCGAUCGGACAAGCUUUCAGCGUGGCCUAUCAGGAAUUUCUCCGGGCCAACGGCAUCAACCCCGAAGAUCUCAGUCAGAAAGAAUACAGCGAUAUCAUCAACACCCAGGAAAUGUAUAACGAUGAUUUGAUUCACUUCUCCAACUCAGAGAACUGCAAAGAGCUGCAGAUCGCCAAACACAAGGGGGAGAUCCUUGGUGUGGUGGUUGUGGAGUCUGGCUGGGGGUCCAUUUUGCCCACGGUUAUCCUGGCUAAUAUGAUGAAUGGAGGGCCAGCAGCCCGUUCAGGAAAGCUCAGCAUCGGAGACCAGAUUAUGUCCAUUAAUGGGACCAGUUUAGUUGGCCUUCCUUUAGCAACCUGUCAAGGAAUCAUUAAGGGCCUUAAGAAUCAGACGCAAGUGAAAUUGAACAUUGUCAGUUGCCCUCCAGUCACCACCGUCUUAAUCAAGCGCCCAGAUCUGAAAUACCAGCUGGGUUUCAGUGUACAGAACGGAAUUAUCUGCAGCUUGAUGCGAGGUGGGAUUGCAGAGAGAGGCGGGGUCCGGGUAGGGCAUCGCAUUAUCGAGAUCAAUGGUCAAAGUGUUGUCGCUACGGCUCAUGAGAAGAUUGUCCAAGCCUUGUCCAACUCCGUCGGAGAGAUCCACAUGAAGACCAUGCCUGCUGCCAUGUUCCGCCUGCUGACCGGUCAAGAAACUCCACUCUACAUCUAAAAGGGAAGCUCGGCUGCUCCUCCAGCAAACCAUAUCCUGCUGCCUAAGCUUAAACUUCCAGAGAAAUGUUGUAUUUUGUAGGAAACGGGCACGGUUUGAACCCAAAACUGGAUAUGCUGGACACUCGAUGGAUCCAGUUCCUUUGCCUUUUUUCUGUUGGGUUUGUUUCUUAGUUUACCUCUCUCUCUCCUUUGUAAACCUUGCCAAAAGAUGAUGACGUCCUCAUUAUGGCAAAUAACCACAGACAUCAUCUUUCCAGCCACGUGAUCGGCAAUCUCCAUCUUCAUGACUCAGGAUGAAGUCCACCUCGAAGCUGAUCGAGUCCCAUGGCUGUUUGGACCUUCUGGUUGCAGAGAGACACUUAUUAUGUCCUUCUAAUACUUUACUGUAAGGGGAUUCCAGCAUGUCCAUAGUCCUCUGUCCGUCUCUGCCACCUUCAGCCACGAGGCACGUGGGGUCUACGGAAACCAGGCCCUUUCCACCUGGGGAGGCUUCCACUGGACUGCACCUUCCCAACCCAGUGGACGCAGCCGAGGAGGGGUUGUUGCAAUGACUGAGAAGGGGUGCAGUUUUAAAGGGGGGCUGGAGGGAGGUUUGGGGGUGGGAGAGUGUCCAUUGCUAUCAAAUGAGAAAUCAAAAUACCCUGCUGUUGUCAUUGGUAUCCUUAUUGUCACGUGACUUUUGAUGAGACGUGGUUUGUAUGUGAAGUAGAAAGGUUUCAGAGUGAAUGUGAGUGAUAUGGAAAAAAAGAAAACAACACUGAAAACUUUUUGGGGGAAUUCUUAAUAUCCCUGCCAGGAAAAAAAAAAAGCGAAAGAAUCUUUGCAAUACGAAUGCGGGAUAUUUAUUUCAAUGGGAUAUUUAUUACAUUUCUGUUUUGGAGAGACCGAACCUUUUUAACGCUGAGAAUAUCGUUCCUAGAGUUUUGCAAGUCGGGAAAACCAGGGAAAUAAGGCUCCUCUUUUUCUCGUCCCAUUGCCUUCCAUAUCACCCUUUCGUUGAACUUCAGUUCACUCUCGGAAAGCCAUGCUUAAAUGCAACUUUUUUAUAUCAAAAUGUUUAAUAUCGUUCUGUUUGUCUUUGAUUCUCCUGAGCCAACAUGUCUGAAUGUAAACGGUGACGCCGAAUGCAGAAUCUUUGCCAUCUGCAGUAUUAAGAUUUGUGGCAACGAUAAACCAAGGAAUAGUUAUCAUGUGUUCAUUACGAGAUAAAUGUCAACUGAUGUAACUCUUUUCGUCUUGAUUUCUUUUCCUCUCUCCUGUGGUCGAAGAAAAAAAUGACACUGUGAUAAAAAAAAAUAAGGAAAGCCUUAGCCUACCGUAACGAAAACCAUAGCAUUAAAUCUACUUCAAGGAGUAACACCGUAGUAGAGUUCUGUUGCAUGCAAGGGACACUAGGAGAGAAUUAAUCUAUACUCAUUAAUAAAUUUGGAGUAAUGAAA
This is a messenger RNA of Pantherophis guttatus, 3936 nucleotides long. It is a transcript of the gene APBA2, whose product is annotated as amyloid beta precursor protein binding family A member 2. Gene Ontology annotation, molecular function: amyloid-beta binding; protein binding. Lineage: Eukaryota; Metazoa; Chordata; Lepidosauria; Squamata; Colubridae. Gene Ontology annotation, biological process: chemical synaptic transmission. Gene Ontology annotation, cellular component: plasma membrane; cytoplasm; dendritic spine. The record is from RefSeq and is a predicted model, not a curated record.